UGGUGAGGUGCUACGUGACUCCCGGCCGCGUGGGUGCUCGGAGCGCCGAGCCAGCGAGGCGCGGGCGAAGGACGCGCGCUGGAAGCCGGGCCCGCAGAACUCCGGCCCGCCGCGCCGCCUCACGCACACUUCGGAGUCUCGAGCCGCGCGCAUAACGAUAUUUGGAUUUGAACUGCAUUUUGGAAUCCAUCUGCAUUUAAAAUGCCGCCGGCGGUUGGAGGUCCAGUUGGUUACACCCCCCCAGAUGGAGGCUGGGGGUGGGCCGUGGUCAUCGGAGCUUUUAUUUCCAUCGGCUUCUCUUAUGCAUUUCCCAAAUCUAUUACUGUCUUCUUCAAAGAAAUUGAAGGUAUCUUCAAUGCCAGCACCAGUGAAGUGUCGUGGAUAUCCUCCAUCAUGCUGGCGGUCAUGUAUGGCGGCGGUCCUAUCAGCAGCGUCCUGGUGAACAAAUACGGCAGCCGUCCCGUGAUGAUCCUUGGUGGCUGCUUGUCGGGCAGUGGCUUGAUCGCGGCUUCCUUCUGCAACACCGUCCAGGAGCUUUACUUCUGUAUUGGAGUCAUCGGAGGUCUUGGGCUUGCCUUCAACUUGAAUCCUGCACUGACCAUGAUUGGCAAGUAUUUCUACAAAAGGCGACCGUUGGCCAAUGGGCUGGCCAUGGCAGGCAGCCCUGUGUUUCUCUCUACCCUGGCCCCUCUCAAUCAGGCUUUCUUUGGUAUCUUUGGCUGGAGAGGAAGCUUCCUAAUUCUUGGGGGCUGCCUACUGAACUGCUGUGUUGCUGGGUCCCUGAUGCGACCAAUAGGGCCCAAGCCAACCAAGACAGGGAAGGUGAAGUCGAAAGAAUCCCUUCAGGAAGCUGGGAAAUCUGAUGCAAAAAAGGGUGCAGGUGAUGCAAGUACAGAUCUUAUCGGAGGAAGCCGCAAAGAGGAGAAGCCAUCAAUCUUGCAGACGAUCAAUAAGUUCCUGGACUUGUCCUUGUUCACGCACAGAGGCUUUCUGCUCUACCUCUCAGGAAAUGUGCUCAUGUUUUUUGGACUCUUUACACCCUUGGUCUUUCUUAGUAAUUACGGCAAGAGCCAGCAUUAUUCUAGCGAGAAGUCUGCCUUCCUUCUUUCCAUUCUGGCUUUUGUUGACAUGGUAGCCAGACCUUCCAUGGGACUUGUAGCCAACACAAAGUGGAUAAGACCCCGAGUUCAGUAUUUCUUUGCUGCUUCCGUCAUUGCAAAUGGAGUGUGUCAUUUGCUAGCACCUUUGUCCAGCAGCUAUAUAGGGUUCUGUAUCUACGCUGGAUUCUUUGGUUUUGCCUUUGGGUGGCUCAGCUCCGUGCUAUUUGAAACCCUGAUGGACCUCGUUGGACCCCAGAGGUUCUCCAGUGCCGUGGGAUUGGUGACCAUUGUGGAAUGCUGUCCUGUCCUCCUGGGCCCACCACUUUUAGGUCGUCUCAAUGACAUGUAUGGAGACUAUAAAUACACGUACUGGGCGUGUGGCGUGAUCCUAAUUGUUGCAGGCAUCUUUCUCUUCAUUGGCAUGGGCAUCAAUUAUCGACUUCUGGCCAAAGAACAGAAAGCAGAGGAGAAGCAGCAAAAGGAAAGUAAAGAGGAGGAGACCAGUGCGGAUGUUGAUGAGAAGCCCAAGGAGAUCCCUAACGCAGCAGAAUCCCCGGAGCAAAAGGGCACCGACGGAGACCCCAAGGAAGCCGAAAGUCCUGUCUGAGCCCAGGGCUGGGGGCUGGGGAGCAGCCUGCGACCCAAGAUGUUUGAAGAUAUUCUGCUGGCCUGCAAUCUCCAGUGGUGCUCAGAGCAGAUAGUGGACUUUGGUGUGGAAAUUAUAACAGGUGUUCAGUGAUGGAAUUGUUCUCACUCCUUACCAAUAGCCUGAGUGGAAAAUGUCAUAUGCUUUGGGAGGGAGGGGUUGGCAAAGGACGAGGGGAGGAAGUAGGUUUGGUUUUGUUUUGUUUUAAUCUUAGCUUUUAACGUUCUCAUGAAGAUUAUGAUACGUGCCUUAAGUUUUAGUCUUUAGAACUCUUUAGAGAGCCUUAACUUUUUGAAACCUUCCGCUGACUUCAUCUACUUUAUGUGUCACAUUGAAAGGAAAAAGCAACUAACUUGUCUGAGGCAAAUCUCAAAUUUGAAAUUAAUCUUGCUUCAUCCUUGUUUGUAAUGUAGCUUCAGACAUUGACGUUGUUACUGGAACAUUUAUGAAUAGAAAUAUUAGUUGAGCUGGAGGUUUUAUAAAAUGCUGACUCAAAUAUUUUUCUAGCAUCAGUAGUUGCCUGGCACAUGUGCCUAUUAGCUAGAUAUUUAGGAAACUUUGAGCAGAAAACUCGGAACAGCGUGGCGUUGCAGCCACCUGGUCCUUGUCCACACCUCCUGGGUACCUUUCUUGGGAUGCAUAUUAGAAGCCAAAGUGCUUGAACGUUGCUGUCACUAAGUUACUACUUUUUCUCCCUAUUCAAAGACAUACUUUGAGUGGUUAUAAAUCAUUGCCCAUUCUGAAAUCACUUGAUAUGAUUUUUUAAUCCCUGUGAAAGUUAGUGUUCAAAUCUACAAAACUAUAAUGUUGUGCCUCCUUGGUAAAUACAACAUGUCUAAUGAAAUGUAGACAGAUACCUUCAACAUCAGCUGAAUUUAGCUUUUGUUUUCCCAGACCCUCAGUUAAACUGUGAGACCAUUAGAACCAUUCUUCUUCCUGGAAUAUUUGAUAGUGUUUUCAUUUAUCCCUGCUUGUAGUGUAGAGCUGUGUGAGAAUAUAGCCUGUGUGUGUCUGGUGGUUUUUGGUUUUUUUUCCCCAUUGUUUGCAGAUUGAAGAGGGCCAGAAAAUUCGGCCCCAGGCAACUAAUAAAGAUAAGAUUUUGAGGGCAGUUGCUAAAUGUGCUUAGUUUAGAUCAGUCAUUCCUUUUUUUUCUGAGAGGGCCUUAAAGAAAAUUAUGUUAGAAUUAUUGAACACAUUCUUACUCUCCACACAAACGACCCUUUUCACAAAACUACCUGGAAAAUAGAGAAAUGGGUUCAGUAUGAGGAUAGGAAGGAGGGUAGGCCAGAAUGAAAACUGUAAAUAUUUUUUAACCUAAUAUCUUUUAAAUUGAGGCAGAAAGAUAUAUUCAAUAAAUUAUAUUCAGUGCAUUAAAAAUACCACUGUAAUUGAGAGUGAAAGUAUAUACAAAACCUUGUGUAAGAGGCUGACUUUUCCAAAUAAACAUUUUUUUUUAGAAAAUA
Messenger RNA from Lepus europaeus (European hare), 3209 nucleotides. RefSeq names its product solute carrier family 16 member 1 (gene SLC16A1). Gene Ontology annotation, cellular component: membrane. Bases 202 to 1707 code for a protein of 501 amino acids. Gene Ontology annotation, molecular function: monocarboxylic acid transmembrane transporter activity. Lineage: Eukaryota; Metazoa; Chordata; Mammalia; Lagomorpha; Leporidae. The record is from RefSeq and is a predicted model, not a curated record. Gene Ontology annotation, biological process: transmembrane transport; monocarboxylic acid transport. The transcript is spliced from 5 exons.